Toxotes jaculatrix (banded archerfish) is the source of this 3172-nucleotide messenger RNA. It is a transcript of the gene coq10b, whose product is annotated as coenzyme Q10B. Gene Ontology annotation, molecular function: ubiquinone binding. Gene Ontology annotation, cellular component: mitochondrion. Lineage: Eukaryota; Metazoa; Chordata; Actinopteri; Toxotidae. The record is from RefSeq and is a predicted model, not a curated record. The coding region runs from base 41 to 757 and encodes 238 amino acids. The transcript is spliced from 5 exons. Gene Ontology annotation, biological process: ubiquinone biosynthetic process; cellular respiration.
GCCUGUCAAGACAGCGAAGAAAUUCGCCAGAGAAGGAAAGAUGGCGAGAGGUGGCAGGAGCCUGAGAAAAGUCGCUGAGUGCAUUAAACAGUUACCUUCUACAGCCAGUCGGGAAAUACAGACGAGGAACAGCGUGAGAUAUCUGUCAUCAUGUGGGAUCCUGAUGACGCGGGUGCCUCCCCUGCUGGGUGCAGGCAUGCCGGGGCGUGGCGUCAUCCUUCCUGCCCGAAGCUUCUUCAACCUCACGGACUCCUUCUCCAAGAGGAAGGAGUACUCAGAGAGACGCAUCAUUGGGUAUUCCAUGCAGGAGAUAUAUGACGUAGUUGCUGGAGUGGAAAACUACCGCCUCUUUGUUCCCUGGUGUAAGAAAUCGGAUGUGGUGUUCCAGCGAUCUGGUUUCUGCAAGGCCAAACUAACUGUUGGCUUCCCUCCAGUGGUGGAGAACUACACCUCUCUCGUCACUACAGUACGCCCCCACCUGGUCAAGGCCUCCUGUUCAGAUGGUAAACUGUUCAACCACUUGGAGACAGUUUGGCGCUUCAGCCCUGGCCUGCCAGGUUACCCUCGGACCUGCACUGUGGAUUUUGCUAUCUCCUUCGAGUUUCGUUCCCUCCUCCACUCCCAGCUCGCUCACGUCUUCUUCGACGAGGUGGUGAAGCAGAUGGUUUCGGCGUUUGAACGUCGCGCCGGCAAGGUAUACGGCGCCGAGACGCCCAUCCCCCGUGAGCUCAUGUUCCACGAGGUUCACCACACAUAGCGCCGCCCCUGCUGCACAAACACAUAUGUACAGACUAACACAAUGCCCGACGCCGAUGCCAGGGAGAGAAAUGAGAGAGGAGAGAGUGUAGGGAGAAAGAGGAGACUACCUGUGUUCUACCUGAAAACUGCAGUGCCUUUCUCACGUCAAUGAAGUUCAUUCCCAACUAUUUCCUGUUGUAUGACUGAUGUGAAUCUACCAACUAAUUUUCACCUCAUUUCCAUGAUCAGAGCUUAAUCUGUGCCUGGCUGUGAAACUGAGUUCACAGGUUAUGAGUGUGAGGUGAAGCCACAGUGUCGCAGUGCCGUCGGUAAACAUCUGCUCGAACCACCGUUUUACUACCACGGAUGGUACAACUGCAAUAGACUUUCAUUUAAAAAGCUGCUGCAGGAAGACGCUGCACCAGUGUGUCUUCCAGAACAUGUUCCUACCAGUGUUUGCAGAGAAUCAUGUCCACUUUCGGGACAGUGAGACCACUUCUGUUGUGUUACAGAUGUGUGUCCCUCCCUUCUGCUCUCUUAUAGUUUUUAUUCAGCUCAUGGUGACAAGAACGAACACAGUAUAUUUUUUAUUCACGCUUUGUAAAUACAGUUCUGUCUUUUUAAUUGUGAACUCCAGAGCCGCAAGGACUAGUUGAUUGAUCGAUUUGUUGUUAAAGCACCUUGGACAAACUGGGAUGGACAUUUUCUCAAAUUUUCUUUAAUUGAAUAGACUAAAGGAUUAAUCGAUUAAUUGAGAAAAUAAUCAACAGAGUCACUGAUAAUGAAAAUACGGAUUAGUUGCAGCUCUGGUGAACUAUUUCUCUUUUUCUAUUUAUGUAAAACAGAGGAGAAACCAAAAAAAUCCUUUCUUUUGGAUACAAACAAAACAACGCAGAUGAGCCUGUUAAAAUAUAAGGAGCAUUCUAAAGACACCUUCCCCUUCAGCAGGUGCAGAACCUGAGGUGAAGACUAAAUCUUAUUAUUCAGUCAGUUUGGAUGAAGUUAAACAUGAAGUUCCUUUUCACUGCGACUGAGAUCACAUGCUGAUUAGAAAACAUUUAGAUUCUAAGUGAAGCUGCAGCAGCUGGUCAGAGGUGUCACACAGCUAAUCGGUUGUCCCAGGUCUACCCCCGUUACAUGUGCAGGUCCAUCUGUAAUCUGAAGGAUCCUUUACUUAACAGCACGCUUCCUCUAACAGCUGACCCACAUCUGAUCUGAGCCGGGAGCUCAGUGGAACAGGAUUAUACGGGACUCGGUCAGAGCUUGAUUCAGGUGUGAUGAAUAAGAAAGUACCUCCUGACUCUGCAUUUUCCAGAUGCCUCGUACUCACAAGUGGCGUGCAAAUCACUGCACUUCUUUCUCAGCAAUGAGGAAGUCGUGUUGGGAAGAGUUUAGAGCUGCAACAACCCUGAAGGUUAUUUUCUAAAUGAAUCGAUUUAAUCGUUCGUCUGUUUGGACUAUGAAAGGCUCGUGACAACAUGGCAUUCACAGUUUCUCAGAGGGCACAGUAAUCUUCUUCAGGAACAACAAACAUCACAUUUCAGAAGCUGGAACCAGAGGAAGUUUGGCAUUUUUACUUGAGAAUAGGUGCUGUUACUGCCAGUGCUCGUCUUGAUGAUGUGAUGAUACCAGCAGAAAAAACAAUCACAAUAAGACCAGGGUCCAAAUCGUGUUAAAACCUUGAUGCUUGUCUGUGAUGAGUUGAAUGUGGAGCCUUUUUUUAUUCACAAGACCACCUUUAACUGAACAUGAUAUAUUUUUGCAACAGAAUAUGAGUCAGAAAUUUUAAAUCUCAGUAAGAACUGUCCAAAGACGGCACCAUGAUUUUAAGGUUUCACGUCCACAGUCUCACCACAGACGAUCACAUUCUGUUAUUGGAAUUGUAAGAACAGAGGGCAGAGGCAGGUCAGACACUGUGUCACUGGACGUUUUGUAUACAGAGGACGUGUUGAAGCGACUGCAGACAGAUGUACUAAAUGUACUGUAUACUAUCAGGAAUACACACACCUUUCAAAGGGUGCUGAACUUUUAUUUUGCUUUAUUUCUCAGUGGGGGCGGUGUUUUUUUUUUGUCCUUAAUGUUACACUAUGCUCUCGUCAUAAUUAAGGGAGCGAUGCUGGACAUGAGAGUUGGUAAAUUAUACAGCAAAGGGUGUUUCCUUUUUUUUUUUUUUUUUUUUUUUGUUAAGUGUGCAAUAUGAGCAGUAUAAGUGUUAUAUUUAAAUGCAGCUAAACAAACGUGUAAACCCAUUGUCGUUAUAAGGGCCCAAACUGGCUGACCAGGCAGAGUCAAGGGCCUGUAUUUAUCAAACUUUAUGUAUUACAGUUAAAAAUGCUCUAAGAUUCCAACGUAGGAGGUGGCUGUUUAAUCACAUAUCUGUUAUGUUGAAUUUAUAAUUGUAAUUUUAAAAAAAAUGUAAUCUAAUCUAAAUGCC